This is a messenger RNA of Alnus glutinosa, 1138 nucleotides long. Its product is annotated as auxin-induced protein AUX28-like. The record is from RefSeq and is a predicted model, not a curated record. The coding region runs from base 128 to 850 and encodes 240 amino acids. The transcript has 5 exons. Gene Ontology annotation, cellular component: nucleus. NCBI's taxonomy places the organism in Eukaryota, Viridiplantae, Streptophyta, Magnoliopsida, Fagales, Betulaceae. Gene Ontology annotation, biological process: regulation of DNA-templated transcription. Gene Ontology annotation, molecular function: protein binding.
ACCCUCUUCCCUCGCUAACGUCCCCCCCACUAUUAUUAUCACAAAGAAACAAAGCACUGAAUGCUUAGAGAGAGAGAGGGAGAGAGAGAGAUAAAGAGUUGUUAAUUAGAGAGAGCGAAAAAAAGUCAUGGAAGCUGGGACAAAGAAGGAGAAGAUGGGGUUUGAGGAGACCGAGCUCAGGCUAGGCUUGCCAGGAAACGGAGCAACUACUCAUGAAGGUGCUGAGGUGGCAAGGAAGAGAGGUUUCUCUGAGACUGAGACUGAGACUACUACUGUGGAUUUGAAACUGAAUCUUUCUUCCAAGGAACCGGGCAGGGAUCCGACGACUGAGAAGCUGCAAAAGGAGAAGAACUGCCUUCUCACCGCUGAUCCAGCCAAGCAUCCGGCUAAGGCACAAGUUGUGGGUUGGCCCCCCGUCCGAUCAUUCCGAAAGAAUAUGUUAGCUGUCCAAAAGGGCGGCCCCGAGGAGAGUGAGAAGGCUAGUGGCAACGCAGCCUUUGUGAAGGUUAGCAUGGAUGGUGCACCUUAUCUUCGUAAAGUUGACCUAAAGAUGUACAAGAGUUACCAAGAGCUCUUUGAUGCCUUAGGCAAAAUGUUCAGUUCCUUCACUAUUGGUAAUUGUGGAUCCCAAGGAAUGAAGGAUUUCAUGAAUGAAAGGAAGCUGAUGGAUCUUUUGAACAGCUCUGACUAUGUUCCUAGUUAUGAGGACAAGGACGGUGACUGGAUGCUCGUUGGCGAUGUCCCAUGGGAGAUGUUUGUUCAUUCAUGCAAGCGUCUGCGCAUAAUGAAAGGAACGGAGGCAAUUGGACUCGCGCCAAGAGCCGUGGAGAAAUGCAGGAACAGAAGCUAAACUAGUAAACGUCCACAACCUGCUCCUUUGAUCUCGUCGCAGUCACCGCAAACACCAAAAAAAAAAAAACGCGUGCAGAUGGAUUGAGCAGGAUGUAUGGGAGUUUUUAUGAUCAUUAUAUAUGGUUUUUAUAUAUUAGUGUGAGAUUUUGAGUACUUAUUGUGGACAGAAACAACAAUAGUAACUCCUAUAUAUGUUCCUAAGACUUGACUUUGUUUUGCUUGUUUAGUAUUAAUGCGCGCUUGCUUAAUAACAUAAGUACAGUAAUGUACCUGUUUGCUGUGUUAA